Molecule: messenger RNA, 1610 nt
Organism: Spirometra erinaceieuropaei
Lineage: Eukaryota; Metazoa; Platyhelminthes; Cestoda; Diphyllobothriidea; Diphyllobothriidae
Source: the annotation of a GenBank genome assembly
AUGAUCAUUGGAGUUGGCUUCCAAUUCUACAGCAACUUGUUCCAACUCAUUGAGCUCGCCGGCUUUGCCUUUUCCCUGAUUGCUGCUCUUGCUGUUCUGGGUCUUCUCUACCUUCGUUACAAGGACCCGGAUUUGAAAACCGACUUUCAGGUAUGAGUGGGGGUAUUUUAGUUAGGGCUGGCCGGAUAUCAUAAUCGGUGUGCUUCGUCUGAUCUUGACUGGUUCAAAGUGUUUUUGCAAAAUGCAGGGAUUUGACAAUGUGGCAUGUCAUGAACUGUUCCUUAUGAAGUAUACAGUGUAGUCCGCAUGCAUUAAAAAAAGUUUAUGAGCCUUGUACACCACUUUAAUAACAUGAAGGAAUUUAUUAUUCUUCUUACAUGAAAUGCAUGCAGCGGUGUCUUGAAAGACCUACACACAAGUGUGACGGUUACUCGUGUUAAAAAGUAUUCGAGAGUUUGUAAACAAUAAAACUGAAAGAUGCUUUUUAUUUGUGGACUUGAAAGAAGACAUACUUUUCAUUAAAAUGAGCCCAAGAUGAGGUACUUUGCCUGUUUUCUAUAAAACAUACUUGAAUGCAUGAGGUGUCCAAAAUUAACAUAAAAAUCGUACUACUUAGGUCUUUAUCUUUACUGCGUGUGGUUUACGUAAACGGCCGGAAAGAAGCGCGUUCAAAAGCCGGCCUUCUCGCUCGACUGAAAUAAUUUUGAAUUAUACUGCAGCACAACCAAUGCAACAAACCCACCUAAGUAAUCUUUCCAAAUCGAAAUUUCAGGAUUGCCAUCUAAAUUUCAUGAGAUACGCCACCUAUUGUAGUAGUUACAUGGAGACUCCUGGACGCAAGCGGGCUAACUGUAUUUUUGAACCCUGGCAGAAAGUUGUCUGUUUCCUAAUUUGUGGGCGUUUUAGACGUGAUUUUGGCCGUUGUUCUUAAUCCCAGUACUACUGUUUCGUUAACUCAUUUACAAGCUUUCUUACCACAGAUUAUUUUCUUUUUCAGCUGCCAAUCUUCUUUCCCAUUCUCUUUCUCUUCUGCGAUGUAUUCAUUCUCUGUCUGACCGCCUAUCAGCAGCCGAAGGAAUCCCUCUCAAAUAUUAUUCUCAUGUUAUCGGCCAUCCCCAUCUAUCUGGUCUUUGUCAGCUGGAAACGGAAACCUAGGAAAUUCACCGAUUUCAUGUGUAAGCACUGCCACUUCCACAUAUCUCUAGCUGAGGAUUAAGAGAACGUCCUGUCCUGUAUCUAUUUACAACCAGAAUAAGGUUGGGUUUUUUCUUUUGGUGUGUGUAGGCCAAACACUUUCGCGGCGGUUCAUCCACAGCAUCUUGACCCAACAACUAGGGGUAGUCUUUGCGAUCGCAAAAGCAGAUGGUUACAGGGCCUUGUGUGGCGACCUGAUGUGUUAACUUUUCUCUGCCGAGAUCUGCUACUACCACCGAACUAAUAUUCUUAAAAUGUAGUCAUGCUGGCUUUCUGGCCGUCUAACAAUGCUCAGCAGUGUAUGUGUGACACUGUAUCUUCUGUUUUUACUUUCAGACAAGUCGACUAUCUGCCUGCAAAAGGUCUUUGCCAGUGUGCCUGUUGAUGAUGUGGAGGAGGCCGAGGCCGAUGCCUAA